AUGGCCAUCGAGCAACACACGUCCGGGUGGGACAACUUCGUCGCCAAACAUGGCAACGUCGAAUUCGUCUGGCUACAAUUCAUGUCCUAUCGCAGUCUAGUCUAUACGCGCAUGUUCCCCAUGGACAAAUUCAAAGCCAUGGUGCAGAAGGGUAAAUUUAUCACCAUCCCGGAAGUCGCACUCCUCCUGGGUCCCGGCGAUCUUAUCGCCGAAGGAGGUCUCGCGUCGGGUAAAUUCUGGUUGCGGCCGGAUUUUGAGACCGUAUAUUGCCAGCCAGGAUCCAAUGGAACUCGAGCGGUCAUUAUGUGCGACUUUGUAGACGAUGACGGCACACCUGGCUUUCAGUGCGCAAGGUCGCGGCUGAGAGAUCUAGAGGAGACACUGUUGAGCGAGCUGGAGUGCUCGGCAUUGGUCGGCUCUGAAAUCGAGGUGACGUUCAUGCGAGCCGAGAAGAGCAAUGGGGUCGUGCGGUUCUCCAUGGCCAAUUACGAGCAUUCGUGGUCCAGUAUGACCGCCGAGGACGAGUCGAUGCUGGAGAUGCUGGAGACCAUUGCGCGGACGCUGGCUACGGCAGAUGUUCCCUUGGAGCAGUUCCAUGCCGAGGCGGCACCAGGUCAAUGGGAGUUUGUCCUGCCGCCUGCUAAGCCCAUCCAGGCCGCUGAUAUGCUGAUCAGGGCUCGUGAGACCAUCAAACGAGUUGCAAACUCGUUCGGGUAUCAUGCUACAGUGUAUUCGCGCCCAUCAUCCGUCCAUCCCGGUAACGGGGGUCACGUACAUAUGUCAGUAAAUUCCGUGGGUGAAUCAGACAAUUGGGUCCGAAAGGCAGAAUCUUUCUUCGCAGGUAUCAUGAGCCAUAUGCCCGCCAUAAUGGCGUUCUCCUUGCCUCAAGAUAUCAGCUACAGUCGUGUCGCACCGGGGCUUUGGAGUGGCGGCGAAUACGCCUGCUGGGGGUGGGAGAACAAGGAGGUUCCACUUCGUCGUAUCGAGGAGAAUCAUUUCGAGUUUAAGCUGGCUGACGGCCUCGCAAAUCCUUAUCUCACUUUGUCCGCAAUGAUCGCCGCUGGAAUCGAUGGGAUGCGGAGUCAAGAGCCUCUGCAGGGAGGUGACUGCGUGACAUCUGCAUCAGAACUGUCGCCGGGCGAGCAGCAUGCCCUGGGAAUCAAUACGAUCCUGCCGAAAUCACUCGAUGAGAGUUUGAAUAACUUGGAGAGGGACCUUGGUUUACGCGAACUGUGUGGCCAAGUGAUCAUCAGCACAUAUGUGUUAGUCAAGCGGACGGAGGCAAAGAUACUACGCCAGAUGGCCGAGGACGAUCGAAGGAACUGGCUGAUCGCGAGGUACUGA
Aspergillus fischeri NRRL 181 is the source of this 1344-nucleotide messenger RNA. RefSeq names its product FluG family protein. The transcript has a single exon. The coding region runs from base 1 to 1344 and encodes 447 amino acids. Gene Ontology annotation, molecular function: glutamine synthetase activity. NCBI's taxonomy places the organism in Eukaryota, Fungi, Ascomycota, Eurotiomycetes, Eurotiales, Aspergillaceae. The record is from RefSeq and is a predicted model, not a curated record.